CGAGAUCCGAGAUUUUUUGGAGCACGCACUUGUUUGUUUUGUUUACACCAGCCACGGGAGCCAUCCGUGAACCGAAGAUUUGUGAAGAAUCGACGUACUGGGGACAGAGGAGAGCAGCCUGCAUCGGGAGCCCAAUCCAUGAGCUGUCUUCCGCUGAAAUCGCCGCCGGUCGCGUGUCGUUUUAGAACGAUAAACCACAGAAUUUCCGAGAAUAUCAGAGCUAUUUAUGGCUUCGAAUGCGCAACUCGGAAAAAUCAUUUUGAUAGCCGCAAUCGCCGUGUUUUUCUACUACUUCUUCUGGGUGGCGGUGCUGCCUUUUAUGCUCAUCGAUGAAGGUAAUCCCAUUCGGCUCUUCUUCCCACCGCUGAAAUACGCCUUCAUAGUGCCCACUGUAUUCGGGGUGAUCUUCCUCGGCGGCAUCGCCGCGUUCUCCUUCUACCACAUCUGGAACCUGAAGGUGAAGCGCGAUUAA
Drosophila kikkawai is the source of this 472-nucleotide messenger RNA. It is a transcript of the gene Dpm2, whose product is annotated as Dolichyl-phosphate mannosyltransferase subunit 2. Gene Ontology annotation, biological process: GPI anchor biosynthetic process. Gene Ontology annotation, cellular component: endoplasmic reticulum membrane; dolichol-phosphate-mannose synthase complex. Gene Ontology annotation, molecular function: enzyme regulator activity. The record is from RefSeq and is a predicted model, not a curated record. Lineage: Eukaryota; Metazoa; Arthropoda; Insecta; Diptera; Drosophilidae.